Messenger RNA from Malania oleifera, 1964 nucleotides. RefSeq names its product scopoletin glucosyltransferase-like. The transcript has a single exon. Lineage: Eukaryota; Viridiplantae; Streptophyta; Magnoliopsida; Santalales; Ximeniaceae. The record is from RefSeq and is a predicted model, not a curated record. Gene Ontology annotation, molecular function: UDP-glycosyltransferase activity. The coding region runs from base 251 to 1705 and encodes 484 amino acids.
GGAAAAAGCAGCUUCAAUCACCACCACCACCACCACCGGCGCCCAUAAACCCCGCGCCCCCCCACCACCCCCCGGGCCCCACUGGAAGCACUCACUGGGUCGGAUAAGUCUCUCAAAACACUCUAAAUUCUUUGAAUCGUCUAUAUAUGUAGGGAUGCCAUGUGAUAAAAAAGAGAAACAAUUUGCAGGAUCCGUUCUCCUUCAUCUUCAUCCUCCGUUCUUGAAGCGCUGUGAUUAAUUUCCCAUCUCCAUGGAUCCUGAAAAUCAUCAGCUUCAUGUGGUGUUUUUUCCAUUAAUGGCUCACGGCCACUUGAUCCCGUCCAUGGACAUGGCCAAGCUGUUCGCCGCGCGCGGUGUGAAAACUACCAUAAUCACCACGCCGGGCAACGCUCCUCUCUUUGCCAAAACAGUCGGAAGGAACAGAGCAGGCGGUGGUGCGGAAAUCAGCAUCAAAACAAUCAAAUUCCCCUCCGAAGAGGUGGGCUUGCCGGAAGGGUUCGAGAACCUGGACGCCGCCACCACGCCGGACCUUUCUCGGAAGUUCUUCGGGGCUACUUCCAUGCUCCAACGCCCGCUCGAGCAGUUCCUGGAAGAAUCCCGUCCCCACUGCCUUGUCGCCGACAUGUUCUUCCCCUGGGCUACGGAUGCAGCGGCAAGAUUUGGAAUUCCAACUUUGCUUUUCCAUGGAACUAGUUUCUUUUCUCUCUGUUCUAUGGCAUCGCUGAGACUCUACGAGCCUUACAAACGCGUUUCCUCCGAUUCCGAGCCGUUCAUCCUCCCCAAUUUGCCAGACGAGAUCAAAAUGACGAGGUUGCAAAUUCCGGAACACGAAAGGCUAAACAUCCAGAACGAUUUCACCAAAUUGCUGGAUCGAGCUCGGGAAGCGGAUCAGAGAAGCUACGGAGUUGUAGUAAACAGCUUCUACGAGCUUGAACCGGCUUAUGCCGAUCACUACAGGAAGGUAAUGGGAAGGAGGGCGUGGCACAUAGGGCCGGUUUCGCUCUGCAACAGAGGAAAUGAGGAGAAAGCAGAGAGGGGGAAGACGGCCGCCAUUGACGAACACGAGUGCUUGAAAUGGCUCAAUUCGAAGAAAUCCAAUUCAGUAAUCUACAUCUGCUUCGGAAGCGUGGCUAAAUUUCCUCCCUCUCAGCUGUUCGAAAUCGCCAGGGCUCUGGAAGCUUCAGGGCAGCAAUUCAUCUGGGUUGUGAGGAAGGGGAAGGACGAAGAAGAGGAAAAUCAAAACGAAGACUGGUUGCCUGAACAAUUCGAGGAGAGGAUAGAAGGAAAGGGAUUAAUCAUAAGAGGGUGGGCACCCCAAGUGCUGAUUCUUGAUCACGAAGCCAUUGGAGCAUUUGUGACUCACUGCGGGUGGAACUCUGUUCUGGAAGGGGUGUGCGCAGGGGUGCCGAUGGUGACUUGGCCAGUGUACGCAGAGCAGUUUUAUAAUGAGAAGCUGGUGACUCAAAUUCUGAGGAUUGGGGUGGCGGUCGGAGCUCAGAAAUGGAGCAGAGUGGUGGGAGAUAGCGUGAAGAGGGAAGCGAUUGAGAGGGCGGUGAGGAUGGUAAUGGCGGGGGAAGAAGCAGAGGGAAUGAGGAGCAGGGCAAAGGCACUGGGAGAAAUGGCAAAGAGGGCAGUUGAAGAAGGUGGAUCAUCUCACUCUGAUUUGAAUGCUUUGAUCGAGGAUUUGAGUUCGCGUCGCGCUUGAUUCAAGCAGGAAGGACUGUGUUUGUGAUCUGAUGUUUUUGCUGGAACAGUGGAAUGGUUCAUGCCGGAUGUGUUUGCGGCUCGGGGGAGAGUGAAGAUGAAGAGUCACCGAAGAAUGGUGUUGAUCACCUUCGUCUGAUUUUAUUUUUAUUUUUUCAAAUGGCAACAUAAAAUUUCUCCAUGCCAGUCCAUUCCAUUCCUUCUAUUACGUUGUUUGAGUUCCAAAGUUUUAUAAUAUUAUUUUAUUAAAAUUAAUUAAA